AUGCCUCCCUACGAAGUUGUCGCUGUCCCCAUUACGAGUCCGAGUACCACUUGCCUGGUUGUUAAAGAAAAACUUCUUGAUGCCCUGAAGGACACAGGCGCGGAUAAGAGCUGCGUGGAACUUGGAACGGCCCUUGAGCUUGGUCUGGACCUUUCCUUCGACAGAGACGCACAAGCGCUAUUCAGUCUCCCCACCGGCAAAGUCAUUUCUUCCGUGGCCACGGUGCGAGCGAAGUGUUCCAGCGGCGGCAUCAACAGUCAGCUCCACUUUACAGGUCGAUUUUUCGUAUUUGAAAGUCUUCACGUGCCGAUGCUUUUGGGGAAUGAUAUUCUCGACGAUGAUGGCGAGAUAAGAUGGGAUAGUCUUGAGAUUCCGUCAGGCUCAUAUAUAGCUGUGACGUUGGAAAUCUAUUCACCACGCGGAGACACCAAAACCCUUACAGCGACCAUGGACACAGGAGCCGAUUGUAUCCUCAUUUCGAUGGCAGAAUUAAUGAAGCUCGGCCACCAGCCGGAUCGGAACAAGGCAGCUACAUUCCUAUUGGCAAGUGGCGAGCCCGUCGAGUCAGUGGGCCAAAUUGCGCUGGAUUUUCGACUGCCUUGUUGGAAAGCCCCCCGAAGCGCAAACUUCGAAGUUUUCGAGAAGCUUGCAGUACCCAUCCUUCUUGGAGUAGAACUUAGCGUCGAAAUGCUGGGGAUGGCUUGCCUUGGUCCUGUUCAGUGUCCGAAUUGUGAAGAUUCUGCACCCCUUGUUACGCAUUUGUCCCGAAAGAGCCACCGUCCUACACGCCACUUCCGAUGCUUUGUCAACAAUAAGAUGGUCAGGGCUAGUGCCGACACAGGCUCAGACUUGAAUCUAAUAUCUCCUUCAGCAGCUUCCAGACUCUCCAGCGCUAGCUCGAUAAGGACAGAGGACCUCAGUAUACGCUUAGCCGACGGAUCGAAGGCCCGGGUUAACGCCUCCUUCCAAGCUUUCUUUUCUCCAUAUUCGGCCCCGAAAGAAUCCCUAACAGUGAGAUUUCAUAUUCUAGAAGGGUUGACUGCUGAUAUCUUCCUUGGAAGGCAACUUAUUGAUGAGAUUGGUGCCUUUAACAGGAAUCGAGCUUCCUUUUCCCAGUCCCUCGAGAAAUCCAUGUUUUACAACCUAAAUGUGGCCACACUACUAUCCAAGCCAUCAGGCAACUCUUGA
Molecule: messenger RNA, 1188 nt
Organism: Cladophialophora psammophila CBS 110553
Lineage: Eukaryota; Fungi; Ascomycota; Eurotiomycetes; Chaetothyriales; Herpotrichiellaceae
Exons: 1
Coding region: 1-1188 (395 amino acids)
Source: RefSeq, a predicted model, not a curated record